AUGAACUUAAUCACAAAACAGCCGACACAGGAUGUCAAGGACAAUGAUAUAUGUAAAGAAGAACCAAUGGAGAUAUCGUAUUUAAAGGAAGAUGAAAAACCUACGAAAACCUCACCGACAACUUAUAUAGCCGACCUUCAACGUCGACAAUAUUGUUUUAUUAUUUUCAAUAAUCCUAAAUGGUCUCAAAUUGUGAAAAGUAAAUCUUCAAACGUAUCAAAACAAAAUGACCAACAACAAGAACAAAACACUGCACAACAACCAGGAUUACAGGCAACAUUUGAUUGGCCUAUGCAAUUGUUAGUCAAAAAUGAAACGUAUGAUACAUCGCUGGAUGAACAAUUCGUCUGUAAAUUACGACAACUCAUUCAUGAAUAUAUGCAACAUACAACACGACCCUUACCACUCAAAUAUUUUCUUGAUCUUACUGAAGAAUAA
Messenger RNA from Rotaria sp. Silwood2, 438 nucleotides. Lineage: Eukaryota; Metazoa; Rotifera; Eurotatoria; Philodinida; Philodinidae. The record is from the annotation of a GenBank genome assembly.